AUGGCUGGAAUCGACUACCUCCUCUUCGAAGAGGCCACUGGGUUUGCCAUCUUCAAGGUGUUGAUCCAACAGGAUGACAUUGCGGUCAGACUGAAGGAGGUCCAGGAGGCUUCGCUGGACUUGGGCAAAUUUUCUAAAAUGAUCGAGCUUGUUUCGUUUGCUCCCUUCAAGGGCGCUGCCCAGGCCUUGGAGAACGCCAACGACAUUUCCGAGGGUUUGGUCAGCGACUACUUGAAGUCUGUGUUGGAGUUGAACUUGCCCAAGCCUUCCAAAAAGGAGAGAAUCACGUUGGGUGUAUCGGACAAAAACUUGGGUCCCUCCAUCAAGGAGCACUUUCCAUACGUCGACUGCUUGUCCAACGAAAUUGCCCAGGACUUCUUGAGAGGCAUCCGUGUCCACGGCCCCAAGCUCUUGAAGGACUUGCAGGAGGGUGACAUCGAGAGAGCCCAGUUGGGUUUGGGUCACGCCUUUUCCAGAGCCAAGGUAAAGUUCUCGGUUCAAAAGAACGACAACCACAUCAUCCAGGCCAUUGCGCUUUUGGACCAGUUGGACAAGGACAUCAACACUUUCUCCAUGAGAGUCAAGGAGUGGUACGGAUGGCACUUCCCCGAGUUGGCCAAGAUUGCGUCGGACAACUACGUCUAUGCUAAGCUUGCCCUUUACAUCAAGGACAAGGCCAACUUGACCGAUGAGAAUGUCCACGACAUUGCCGCCUUGUUCAACGACGACCUCUCCAUCGCCCAAAGAAUCAUUGACAACGCCAAGAUCUCCAUGGGUCAAGACAUUUCUGAGCUAGAUAUGCUUAACGUCUCCACCUUUGCCGAGAGAGUGGUGUCCAUCUCUGAGUACAGAGCUAGAUUGUACCAGUACUUGACUGACAAGAUGCACACUGUUGCUCCUAACUUGUCGACUUUGAUUGGUGAGGUUGUUGGUGCCAGAUUGAUCUCUCACGCUGGUUCCUUGACCAACUUGUCGAAGCAGGCUGCCUCCACUGUUCAAAUUUUGGGUGCUGAGAAGGCUUUGUUCAGAGCUUUGAAGACGAAGGGUAACACUCCAAAGUACGGAUUGAUCUACCACUCUUCUUUCAUUGGUAAGGCCGCUACCAAGAACAAGGGUAGAAUCUCCAGAUACUUGGCCAACAAGUGUUCCAUUGCUUCUAGAAUCGACAACUACUCCGACGAGCCCACUACUGCUUUUGGUCAAAUCUUGAGAAAGCAGGUUGAAGACAGAUUGAACUUUUAUGACACUGGUGCCGCUCCAAUGAAGAACGCCGAUGCCAUCAAGCAAGCUUUGGCUUUGGGUGGUGCUGACGCCAUGGAUGUCGACGCUGAAGAGGAGGAAGCUGUCGAAGAGCCAAAGAAGGAAAAGAAAGAAAAGAAGGAGAAGAAAGACAAGAAGGACAAGAAGGACAAGAAGGACAAGAAGGAGAAGAAGCGUAAGGCUGACGAUGACGAAGCACCAAAGAAGAAGAAGAAGAAGUCGAAGGACUGA
Molecule: messenger RNA, 1491 nt
Organism: Metschnikowia bicuspidata var. bicuspidata NRRL YB-4993
Lineage: Eukaryota; Fungi; Ascomycota; Pichiomycetes; Serinales; Metschnikowiaceae
Gene: SIK1
Product: snoRNP complex protein
Exons: 1
Coding region: 1-1491 (496 amino acids)
Cellular component (GO): box C/D methylation guide snoRNP complex; small-subunit processome
Molecular function (GO): snoRNA binding
Source: RefSeq, a predicted model, not a curated record